GACCGAGGGUGAACAAAGUGCUGGAGCUCGCACGUAAUGAUAAAAUGAUUGGUUCCAGUUUAGAAGCAAAGGUGUAUCUGUACACUGCAGAUGCAGGAAUGGCUACAAAAUUACUAGAGAUGAGUGAAGCAAAGAACGAGGCUGACACUCUGCAACGCAUAUUCAUAACAUCACAAGUUGAAGUAUUGCCUUCAAUGGAGAAGGAGAUGGUAAGCAGUGUGCAACACACAGGAGAGUAUGUAGAGGGAGAUAAGAAAGUGUGGAUUGGUGUGUCACGAGCUGAGGGGUCCAAGUGUGAGAGGUGCUGGAAUUACUCGGGCCAGGUCGGGUCAUUUUCCAACCAUCCUACUCUCUGUGGACGCUGCUUCAAUGUCAUUGUUGCUAAUCCGCCUGAGCCAGCAGUUGCAGCCUUGAUCAGCUCAGCCUGAAAUUUGCUCGCUCUAUACUGUAACAGUCCUUUGUCCAUUGCACAGUUUUCACAUUCUCUGAUUCAUUUUUGUUUCAGUAAACUCAAUAAACCUAAAUUUUGAUAUGUUCCCUUCCACCAAGAGCUUUUAAAAAUCAAACCAGAAACGUUCAGGGUUCAAUUUUAAAAA
This is a messenger RNA of Arabidopsis lyrata subsp. lyrata, 596 nucleotides long. Its product is annotated as isoleucine--tRNA ligase, chloroplastic/mitochondrial-like. Bases 45 to 428 code for a protein of 127 amino acids. The transcript is spliced from 2 exons. The record is from RefSeq and is a predicted model, not a curated record. Lineage: Eukaryota; Viridiplantae; Streptophyta; Magnoliopsida; Brassicales; Brassicaceae. Gene Ontology annotation, molecular function: isoleucine-tRNA ligase activity; ATP binding. Gene Ontology annotation, biological process: isoleucyl-tRNA aminoacylation. Gene Ontology annotation, cellular component: cytosol.